Messenger RNA from Dissoconium aciculare CBS 342.82, 1580 nucleotides. RefSeq names its product zf-PARP-domain-containing protein. The transcript is spliced from 5 exons. Bases 283 to 1431 code for a protein of 382 amino acids. Gene Ontology annotation, molecular function: zinc ion binding; DNA binding. The record is from RefSeq and is a predicted model, not a curated record. NCBI's taxonomy places the organism in Eukaryota, Fungi, Ascomycota, Dothideomycetes, Mycosphaerellales, Dissoconiaceae.
UGCAGAAGAACAAACUUGCAAUGAUUUAUAAAUGAUCAAAAAUCAUCAUCAUCGAGAGAGAGAGAGGUGAUCUGCGUCUCUUAAGCACCAACGGCUUCCACCUCUCACAUUCUCAAGUCACCUUACGAACUCACUGCCGGCACAGACCUCUCUCUACAACGAUUUGUAAGACCAAUUGAAAUUCUGUCUAGAUGGUCGUGAUGCGAAGGGCACGAACGCAUCUGACCUCGAAUUUCGCAAGUCUGCAACUGUCGUCACAGUCAUCGGAUCACAACGGGCAUAAUGUCGGAGGCAACUUACCGUGUUGAGGUUUCGGUCUCCGCCCGCGCUGGUUGUCAAGCAACGCAUUGCAAAAAGGAAGGGGCCAAGAUUCAAAAGGGUGAACUUCGUCAUGGAGUCUUGGUGUCCAUCCAAGAGUACACGUCCUGGAAGUGGCGGCACUGGGGCUGCGUGACACCAACUGUUAUUCAUAAUUGGAUUGACAAAGCAGGCGCAGAGAAUGGUGACAUGGACCUGGUCGAUGGGUAUGAGGAAUUGCCAGACGAAUUGCAGGAGAAAGUCAGACGCUGCUUCGAGCAAGGUCAUGUUGAUGACGAAGAUUGGAAUGGAGACGCAGAGCUGAACCGCUACAAUCCUGACAAGAAACAACAGGGCAUGUUUCACAAGAGCAGAAAGGCCAAAAAUGAGGACGAAAUUGAUGCUAAGCCAAAACCCAAGAAGGCCAGCAAGAAGCGAGGCCGCCAAGACAUUGACGAAGACGAAGAAGCAGAGGUCGAACGAGAGGCACCAGCCAAGAAAAGGCGAUCCAGAAAAGCUACGAAGACCGAGAACGAUGAUAUUGACGGCCAGCAAGAACAUCACGUACCUUCACAGAAAGCUCGCACCAAGAAGGGUGUAAUGGCACAGCCGAAGGAAGAAGACGACGCCGUUGUCGCAGUUUCUGCUCCACCAGCGAAGAAAGUUCGCUCUAAGAACUCGAUCAAGCCUGAGCAAGUGGAGGAUGAAGAAACAUUGCCUGCUCAAAAGAACAAGUCGAAAAAAGCGGUCAAAGCAGAGCCUGUCGAACACGAAGACGUUGCAGAAGCUGCCGCUGCUGCCAGCAAGAAAGGUCGCACCAGGACGAAUCCUCGAGCUAAGAAGCUCAAGAGUGAGGCCGAGGCUGACAAGGACGACGAGGAAUUGGUGUCAGAAACAACUAAACACAUUAAGGAUAUCGGAAGCAGAGCACCGCCGACUACUGGCAGAGGACGCAAGCGAGCGUCUGCCGCUGCUGCGACUUCGUCAAGUGAUCCCAUCUUAGCAGAUACCCCAACUACGGCUACUGAGAGGAAGGCCAAUGCAAAACCAAUCGCGACCUUAGACGAGGUCGUCGACAAUGCUGAUGCACCAACGAAGAAGGCACGCAAAGGCCGUGCGAAGAAAGCUACCUGAUCAAGUGAGUUAUGCUUGUUUGAUCUUGCUCAACUUUCGAAGUUUUCGCGAGGGUGGUGUGCAGGGUCGCCUUGCAGGAGCAUUCAUGUUUGUCAUAGAUACCCGUUCAUAACUUCAUCCAACCUGUGCAAUACUUAAUCGUGUUAAAG